Molecule: messenger RNA, 2510 nt
Organism: Hypomesus transpacificus
Lineage: Eukaryota; Metazoa; Chordata; Actinopteri; Osmeriformes; Osmeridae
Product: Y-box-binding protein 2-B-like
Exons: 9
Coding region: 183-1325 (380 amino acids)
Biological process (GO): regulation of gene expression
Cellular component (GO): nucleus
Molecular function (GO): nucleic acid binding
Source: RefSeq, a predicted model, not a curated record
CAUGCCUCCUUAACCAAUGAGGCUCCGGGGCUGACUAUUGUGAAACCAAUGAGGGCGCGGCUGACCAAGUGAAUGCAAUGAGGGUGUCGGGAUACUGGAUAAAAAGAUUGCCGUAGCGGCUUGAGCAAAGUUUGGAGAGACAGAGGGGGGGACCCAAUUGUGUUGUGUAUCCGCGAAAGAGUAUGACCGAAGUCGAAGCACAGAGCGCCCCACCGUCGGUACCUGUGGAAGACGAGCCACAGCCCGAGAGAAAAGUCAUAGCCACUCUGGUCCAAGGCACAGUGAAAUGGUUCAAUGUGCGAAAUGGAUACGGCUUCAUCAACAGAAAUGAUACGAAAGAGGAUGUUUUUGUCCAUCAGACUGCCAUUAAAAAGAACAACCCCAGGAAAUUCCUUAGAAGUGUUGGAGAUGGGGAAGUUGUUGAGUUUGAUGUUGUCGAAGCAGCCAAGGGUUCAGAAGCGGCCAAUGUGACUGGGCCGGGCGGUGUUCCUGUCAAAGGCAGCCGCUACGCCCCCAACAAGCGCCGCUUCCGCCGGCGUUUCUUCCCGCGCAGCCCCCGACCCGACGAGCAGGGCAAGGCUGGGGAAGGCCCCGAGGGCCUGGGCUCUGAGGGCGAGGGAGCAGCUGACAACGACGGUCCGCAGCCUGCCCCACGACGACGCAGGCCGCGCAGGCCAAGACAGGAGGGUCAAGAGGGGGAAGGAGGUGACCAGAAGAAUGGAGUAGUUGCAGAUGGUGACCAGCAGAGGCUGCCACCUCGUAGAUUCAGACCCCAGUACCGCAGACCUGUGCGCGCUCGGCCACCUCCGGGAGAGGGCCAGUCUGAGGGCCAGGCUGUUCCAGUUGAGGGUCAGGCUGUUCCAGCUGAGAGCCAGUCCGUGUGCCAGGCUGUUCCAGCUGAGGGCCAGUCCAUGUGCCAGGCUGUUCCAGCUGAGGGCCAGUCUGAGGGCCAGGCUGUUCCAGCUGAGGGCCAGUCUGAGGGCCAGGCUGUUCCAGCUGAGGGCCAGGUGGAGACCCAGGGGGAGGCUAGGAAGGAGGGCCAGGACGACCAGCAGACCAACGGGGAGCUGGACGGGCAGAAGCCUCGUCGACAGUUCAGCCGGCGCCGACAAAGAAACUCUGAGUCUUCAGCCUCAAAGAAUGGAACAGAGAAAUCUGCCUCAGAGCCCAGCACCCCCCCUCAGUCCUCAAAGCCAGCCGACCUCAAGUCCUCCCCAGUGUCCUCCCCCAAGUCCUCCCCCAAAUCCUCUCCAAAGGACUCCCCCAAAACAUCCCAGAAGUCACCUAAGACAUCUACCACGACAGUUCCGGCACCAGCAGAGUAACGGCUGAGAGAGGACCGCUUUACAUGACCCCUGGCAAGAGGUGGGACACCUGCCCCCCCCCCCCCCCCCCCAUGCACACGCACACACAUGAAAACUAGUUUAACCUUUCGGGGGGAGUGGUGGACUGCGUGGGUGUAGGAUUUUGACCUCUUGCUCUGCAUCUGCAUCUGCAUGAUGGAAACAUUGGUUCUAUAGCCUGUGAUGCAAUGUGUGUGACCUUUUUCUUUUUCCUUUUUUGUUUUAACCCCGAGCAUGGUCUUUUAGGUAGAAAAACUGAGAUGGUGACCUUUUGUCCCAGACGGCAUGAGGGUCUUCAGAUGUAGCCCUUUUUAAGUUUAGUUAUAAUGUCUGGACAUUCUGGAAUAGGCCUGAAUAUUGCAGGGGUAUUUUGGUUGGAAAGCAAAACAUUGUUCAACCCAUAGUUUGUUUUUUUGGGUUUGGGAGGGGUGGAGACAUUUGACAAAUGCUCAUGUUUUCAUGUUGGUUUUCUAAUGUGUCGUGUUGUCACUCCCCACUAUCUUCCUCCAUUGUCUGUCGGCUCUAUUCGUCCUCUUGUCUGUAGGUCGUAGGGGUUGGUAAACUCGGUUACCAGGCCUAUCAACACACCCACUGCUCUGAUUUCCCCCCCCCCAACACACUCACAUACUCCACUCUCCCCUCCCUGCAAUUCACCUCUUCUUGACUCCUGCCCCCCCCCCCCCCCCCCCCCCACAGUCUUGUCUUGUCUAGGCACUGCAUAUUGGAAGGGGAAUGCUAGGGUAGUGAAGGGUUUUGUGCAUGCAUAUUUAGAAAUUCUAAGUGCACCUUAAAAUAAAAAUAAUCUUUAGAAAAUUAUUGAAAUAUGCUUCGAUACCCCGUUAUACCACAUGACCCCCAGCUAGUUUUCUUUGACUGAGAAGGGCAGGAGAAAUUGCAACGAGGAACCAGCCUCGAUUUUUACGUUUGACGAGGGGGAAGCGAAGCAGGUGUGAGGGCAGUAGUGCAUACUCGGAGAUUAUCGAGAUCCGUAUCACCUCAAAUCGAAAACAUGCUGCCCAUUAUUUAAUGAUCAAAGCCAGGAGCUGGGUAUAAAGUAAUUUCCUUUUUGUUUUAUUUUUAUAUGCAUUUAUUUUGAGGGGAUCAUGUGCAAUGUCAGUUCAGUAUGUCAAUAAAAAAAUAUUUGCAAAAAAUGCUGCCACUCUUCUU